Phytophthora sojae is the source of this 1047-nucleotide messenger RNA. RefSeq lists its product as hypothetical. Bases 1 to 1047 code for a protein of 348 amino acids. The record is from RefSeq and is a predicted model, not a curated record. The transcript is spliced from 4 exons. NCBI's taxonomy places the organism in Eukaryota, Oomycota, Peronosporomycetes, Peronosporales, Peronosporaceae.
AUGGUGAAAGGACGCUUCAUCGUCAACCCGUUCGCGGAAUUGUCGCUCACAGAGCACGACCACGUCCAGUUGCAAGACCUCGCCAACUCGGUCAUCAUGGCCCACCUCGACAAGUGGUCCAUCUACAAGUCGGAGAAGAUGCAAGUCGAAGAGCGCCAGAACAUCCGCAUGUACACCGAGCGAUCGUCAUCCACAAGCUCCGGCGAACUGAUCACCGGCAACGGGUUACCGAUCAUCUUGGCCGUCGGUACGCUUCAGGGACAACUGGACGACCUAAUGCACGGUGUCAUGAGUCCAACCCUCGAGUCUAUGCGUAUCAAGGCGUCGUACGUCGACGACUUUGACGGGGCCGCUGUACUGGACACGCUCGUCGAGCCCUCUCUCGACGACCCGUUCCAGACGCUGGUCCUCAAGUGGAUGGAGGUUGACAUCCCGCUCGUCAAGAACCGCGACUACGUACCCCCACCGGCGAACGCUUGGGUGCGUGGCAACAUCUCGGCGCUCGCCUUCUGGCAGCAGACUGGCCCCAACACGAUCGACAUGUGGGGUACGGCCGUGAUGGACCUGGGCGGUGACAUGAUCCGCAUGGUCGCGGUUCCGGCCAUGGUAGGCGCCUUCAUGUCCAGCGUCAAGUAUGGCUUCUGCGGCCAGAUAAGGAAGCUGGCGUGGGUGCUCGAGCAGCGCUACGAGGAGUCGAGGCAGCGCGGUACCCCCAACAAGACGAGCGACUGCGUUACGUGCUUUUCGCCCAUCUCGGGGCGGAAGCUCGGGGACUUUGGCAAAAGCAACAACACGUGCAAACUGUGCUUCGGCUUCGUAUGCCGCGCGUGCCAACUCGUCCGCAAGAUGAGCUUCGUGGACCCGGACUUGCAGUUGUCCCAGCGGAAGGUGACGUUUUGUUCCGCGUGCGUGGGGCAAGUGAUGUCUUUGAGCUCCACCGAUGCGGCCAGAGCUAUGAUGCUCAGCAAAAAGGGCCACUCGAAAGUCCACAACUCGCUGUCGUCGUCGGCAAGCACUACCUCAAGUAUGUCCAGCAUGUCGAUGUAA